UUUUGACAAUUUAAAUUAAUUUACAUGAUACAGUAGUUUUAAUUUUUAUUAACUUCAAGGACAAAAGAGUCCGAUCUCAAAAUUCCUGUCUUACAGAAAAUACCACAUACCGGUAUAGCUGAGAGUCAAGUGAUAUUGUAGUGCAUACACUUACAGCAGUGUGGGUCAUAUAUUUACCUGUUAUGGCAUCAGUGACAUUUAUAGAGAAACAUUACUUGCGUUUCAGACUACUUCAGCUGAUUGAAGCAUAAUGGCGAAAAGAGUAGCUGUGAUUGGAGCAGGUGCCAGCGGUUUGACUGCCAUAAAAUGCUGCCUGGACGAAAAGUUGGAAGUCGUGUGUUUCGAAAGAACUGAUGAUAUUGGCGGACUGUGGAAUUACACGGAGGAGGCGCGAGAAGGGCAGGCAUGCGUGAUGAAGUCCACAGUCAUUAACUCCAGCAAGGAAAUGAUGGCCUACAGCGACUUUCCUAUUCCCAAAAGGUACUCUGUUUUCAUGCACAACACCUAUGUCAAAAAAUACUUCCAGCUGUAUGCUGAAAACUUUGAUCUUUUGAAACACAUCCGUUUCAAUAGCGAGGUCUUGUGUGUGAAACAGGCAUCUGAUUUCGCAGACACCGGGAGAUGGCAGAUUGAAGUUCAGGAUUUGGUAAACAAAAUGAAAACGACAGAGUAUUUUGACGGGUUGCUGAUUUGCACAGGUCAUCAUGCCGAAAUGCAAAUACCAACAUUCCAGGGUCAGGAAAAGUUCAAAGGUCAAAUCCUGCAUUCUCACGACUACAAGGACAUGAAAGGUUACGAGAACAAACGUAUUGUCAUCAUCGGCAUCGGGAACUCCGGAGGAGAUAUGGCCGUGGAACUUAGUCGAGUGUCAAAGGUUUUCCUGAGCACUCGAAGAGGGGCCUGGGUUUUGAACCGUGUCGCUAACAAGGGAAUUCCCCUGGACAUGCAUUUAGCUUUCUCUCGAUUUGGUUCUGCCAUCGCAGACGUGAUACCCAUAUCUUUGAAAGAGAUGCUGGUGGAAAAUGCCCUUAACAAUCGCUUCGAUCAUGAAAGAUUUGCUCUGAAGCCACAGCAUUCCUUCUUUGGCCAGCAUCCCACCUUGAAUGACGACUUGCCGAAUCGCAUUGUUUGCGGUGCUGUUACCAUUAAGCCCAACGUAAGGUGCAUCACAGAGACUGGCAUCGAGUUUGACGACGGAACGUUUGAGGAAAACAUUGAGGUCAUUGUUUUGGCGACCGGAUACAUUUUCGGCUUCCCGUUCAUGGACAAAUCUGUGAUCGAUGUAAAGAACAACAGAGUCGAGCUGUUCAAGUACAUGUUCCCACCUGAACUGGAGAAGCCUACCUGCGCUGUGAUUGGCUGUAUUCAGCCACUGGGGUCCAUCAUGCCCAUUUCAGAAAUGCAGUGUCGAUUGGCCACUCAAGUCUUUAAGGGCAUUACCAAACUGCCAACGCGCGGAGAGAUGUGGUUUGACAUCAAAAAGAAGGAGGUGGCCAUGGCGAAGCGAUAUGUGGCUUCUCAACGCCACACCAUACAGGUGGACUUUGUACCAAUCAUGGAUGAACUGGCAGAGCUUGUGGGGUGUAAACCUGACUUCAAAGAACUAUUUAAAACAGACCCCAAGCUGGCGUGGAAGUGUCUAACAGGGCCCUGUACCCCGUACCAGUUCCGUCUGAUGGGCCGUCACAAAUGGCCUGGAGCACGAGAUGCGAUCUUCACGCAGUGGGACCGAACGUUCUACCCACUGAAAACACGUCCAGUCAUGGUUACCACAAAACAGAAGUCUUUGUUUCGUUACUUCUUCAUCCUGUUGUUUGUUGUGAUCAUUUGGUCGUUGUUGUUUUAAAAGCCGAUCAUAGACUUAGCUUUUUCUUUACUCCACUGACAUGCUUAAUCAGUUUUUACAGGUUUUCCUGAAGUUUUUCUAUUUCUGGUACCUGCCCUAAAUGACCAUAAAUUUUGUCCAUGGCUUAAGAGCUGAUUUUUCCUGAUUCUGAGAGUUCUAUUGAUAUCGGAUGAUAUCCUACUGGAAAAGUAGUUUCAGGAGCAAAAAUAAUAUUUAAUAACAUUUAUUUGCCUAUGAAAUGUUCUUUUGAGGGCGAAAUUUGAGGCCCAUAAGGGUAAUUAUUUUCACUGCUUAGGAUAGAUAUUAGUAGUGCUGAAAGCCAAAUGUUAUAUUUCUCUCCCAGUUAAUGUGGAAAAGUAAAGAUUCUUAAGUUGUUCAUGAGAUAGACUAACUGUGUGAUGAAAGAGAAAGGUGCAAAGCAGGUGUCACACUAAGCUAGGAGACCUGGGAUUAAAUUCAGGUCGGGUCAGGUCCUGUUGGGUCACACCAAAGAAUUUAAAAAAACGGUACUUAUUGCCACACGGCUUAGCGCUUAGUUAAUGAUUGGCCUCAUGCUGUGCAUGGAUGCAUUGAGUCACAUAUGUUGUACAUGUAGUUAAGGGCAUUUACACGUGGCAUUGUAAACUGCUGGUUUUCUUAUAUGUGCACAGGUUUACUUGUUCGACACUGUAUUUUGUUAUAUGUAUAUACGCGUUUUUGUUUUGCUAUGGGCGACAACAUACAAGGAGUCCUCGGCCGGAAAUCUACCCAUCGCCCAGCAUCCUCUUUUAUGGUCCUUUGUCUAGUAGCUAUCCCAGCAUCCUCUUUUAUGGUCCUUGGUCCAGUAGCUAUCCCAGCAUCCUCUUUUAUGGUCCUUUGUCCAGUACCUAUCCCAGCAUCCUCUUUUAUGGUCCGUUGUCCAGUAGCUAUCCCAGCAUCCUCUUUUAUGGUCCUUUGUCCAGUAGCUAUCCCAACAUCCUCUUUUAUGGUCCUUUGUCCAGUGCUAUCCCUUUCCCGCGGGUUAUGAACCGAGAUCUUAACGGUCAUUUCCCUAAAGUUGUGUCCACGAUAGCAUGCGCGUUUGAAGUCUUAAAGGUUUUGCUUGAUUUGUUUGCCGACUCACCCACCUUGUCUUUCUUGCAUUUAGUUUUCUUUUCUUGUUUAACUGGACCUUGUCCGCUUUGCUCUGUGAAGUAUAUAUAUAUUUAAUAUCACGGUAAAUUUCGGGCUGAGCCCGCAUAGUAGCUAUAUGUGUUUUUCAUAUUUCGGAUUACUUGUUAUAUAUACCAUUGCAUGCGAUAUACAUAUACUAGCCAGGCACCUUGGCCUACUGUCAUAUUUUACACAUUUCCUGCAGGAUUUUAUAUCUCAUUAGGUUAGCUUAAUGUAGUUGUAUACAACAUCUUGUAUCUUGUACGGGCUCAGUCCGGGUUCUCUAUACAUUUAC
Liolophura sinensis is the source of this 3272-nucleotide messenger RNA. Its product is annotated as flavin-containing monooxygenase 5-like. Gene Ontology annotation, molecular function: NADP binding; N,N-dimethylaniline monooxygenase activity; flavin adenine dinucleotide binding. The record is from RefSeq and is a predicted model, not a curated record. The transcript is spliced from 4 exons. The coding region runs from base 251 to 1846 and encodes 531 amino acids. NCBI's taxonomy places the organism in Eukaryota, Metazoa, Mollusca, Polyplacophora, Chitonida, Chitonidae.